Molecule: messenger RNA, 443 nt
Organism: Dentiscutata erythropus
Lineage: Eukaryota; Fungi; Glomeromycota; Glomeromycetes; Diversisporales; Gigasporaceae
Source: the annotation of a GenBank genome assembly
GACAAUUAAAAAGCUCCACAGAUUUUAUGAAAUCUCAUAGAGGAUUAACAAAGUUUAUUACAAUUACUAUUGGAGCUAAUGAUAUUCACAGAUGCAACACUUCUUAUACUGAAUGUUUAAACCACUUAAUCAAUAAUUUAAACAAUAUUAUAAUUCCAAAAUUGAAGGACGCAGGAGGUGAGGACAUACAAUACGCGGCUUCUUUGUAUUAUUUUCAUGGGCAUUUAGAUAAUGGUUUAUCCGAUGGUUUAACCGAUGUUUAUAGUAAGAAUGGGUUUAAAGUAGUAGACCUCAGAACUAUUAUUACAAGCGAUACAAAAUGUAAUUACACUUAUUGUAAUUAUCAUAAUCCGCAUCCAAACAAAGUUGGUCAAUUUGUAAUUGGUGAACAUUUUCAUGAGAAGUUAACAGAGUUUGGCAUAACAAAUGAUGGAAAAUUCUGA